Jaminaea rosea is the source of this 1620-nucleotide messenger RNA. RefSeq lists its product as hypothetical. Bases 1 to 1620 code for a protein of 539 amino acids. The transcript has a single exon. NCBI's taxonomy places the organism in Eukaryota, Fungi, Basidiomycota, Exobasidiomycetes, Microstromatales. The record is from RefSeq and is a predicted model, not a curated record.
AUGGCCAUUGGUCAGACGGUGGCGGAGAGGUCCGAACAGCACGAUGCCGAAUACGAGGACAUCUUGCUCGUCGCAGAGGAGGGCCACCAGGGCAAGUUCGUCCGCAAGUCGGAGAAACAGCCCAAGCUGUACAAGGCAAAGGUGGUGCAGAAAUGGGCGUUCACUCUCACGCGCGGACCGGAGGGGAUGAGCUCCAAGGAGCUUGCGGAGUGGUUGGUGGCGCAGGGGGAGGCAUUGGUGCCUGGGAUUGCGAGGGGGCGCACGCUACGGGACCUGGGCUGCCUUCUUUGCCACUCAGAGAAGGAUAUGUGGAACUACGUGAUUCGUAUGGUCUUCGCAUACCACGAACACGUAGCAAUUGCCCUCUUCCGCUCCGUGGCAGGCGGAGAGGGCUACCCCAGCGCCGACCUCUUCAAGGGCGCUUGGUUCGGCGGCGAGUACGAAGGCGGCAACCACGCCCUUCCCGUCGUCCCCUUUGGCCGCCUUGAAGGCUCCCUCGCCUGGCGCCUCAGGCAAAAGGCGACCAGCACCAUGGGCGAGAGUGAGGCGGGGCAAAGGUACGAAGCCGCGCUCAAGAACUUGGACAACAUAUCCCUCGGCUCAUCAAUGUUGUCCAACUCCAAGACGCGACAAAGGCUACACCCGAGGUACUGGCGCCUCACCACGCUGCGCGACCCUCGCCCGCAGAACCCCGGCACUCGCUCCCGCCCUGGCCAGCCUCAGCAGACGUCGCCAUACCUCGACCCCUCACAGACCCAAGCGCAGGCGCAGGGCGACGAAGAUGAUGGCGACGACAACGAUGACCAAACUGCCUUCUCGGACUACAACGACGACGAGGACAACGACGAGAAUGCCCAGGCCCUCACCGAGGACGCCGAGUACGAUGUUCUCUUCGACGCCGAGCAGCAGCUCUUCCCGCCUGGCCACGUCGACAUCGUCACCUUCGUCGAGGAGCUCCCCACCGCCGCCAGCUCACGGGGUGACGUCUCCGAGACCCACUGCGUGGACCUGGAGAAGAGGACCGUCUUCGUUCUGCCGGAGCUGGGCAAGGACGAGAUGGACAGCCUUUGGGAGCGCUUGGCGGGUUCGUCGUUCCGCGGUCAAGUCAGGGGUAACACCCUCAUCGUCUCUUGGCGCAAGCAUGUCGGACAUCUCGAGGCCAAGCUCGACUUCGACAUCGCCGACGGAGAGGUCGAACUGACCCUCACCGCGCAGGAUGGCAACCUCAACCGCUGCCUGCCGCAAUCGGCCAGCCCGCCUACGUCGUUCCUCCUGCGACGCUACACGAUGACGCUCUCGCGCAGCAGUGGGGGCAAGGAGGAGUCUUGGCCGAUCGUGUGGGACGGCAAGACUGUGGAGGAUGACUGGGAGAGCGGCUUGUCGCUGGUGGGCGAGAUUGCGUCUUUCCAGCGCAAUGAGCCCCUCGUCUUUGCGCCAACGCGCCACCCAGACCUCGAGGCGCUGCAGGGCGUAGGGGUUUGCAUGCGCGACGGGGGCUCGCGUUUCGACCUCAGUGCGGGGAAGAUGGCGUUGCUUGGACCAUGCCAAUUGGGGCACCUUCGAGGAGGCGGACGAGGCGACGAGGGAGGUAGAGGUCCGUCUGCCGCCGGUGGCAGCUGA